AUGGAUGAAGGUGUUAUAUUCUCUAUCAAGAAUCCUAAAGAACACAAGAUCUCUCUUGCAUAUAGAGAAAAUAAACCUCAAACUAAGAAUAUUUUCAUUGGAGACUAUAAAGAUUUAUCUGGCAUAUCUCUUAUAAGA
This is a messenger RNA of Dentiscutata erythropus, 138 nucleotides long. The record is from the annotation of a GenBank genome assembly. NCBI's taxonomy places the organism in Eukaryota, Fungi, Glomeromycota, Glomeromycetes, Diversisporales, Gigasporaceae.